AGGUGAGGUUACUUGGCUGUAAAGAUUGGAUUUAAACAGAUCAGACAGCUUGGAGACAGCAGGUAGACACAUCUGUUAAUGGGAAGAUAAAGUUUAAAGUGUCAGAAGAGACACACAGCAGUGAAGAGAUAGAGAGGCUUUGUUAUAUUCAAUAAGAACCAUAAAGUAUUUUGUUAUCCAGAGCAGAAGUUCGAAGGAGCUUGUGUGUGUGCCAGAUGAUGCCACCGCAGGUUGCCAGUUCACCGUUCCUGAAGCCUUUCUUUCUGAAGACCCCACUGAACGUCGACAGCCAUCGGCGUCAGCGGCGACACACAUUACCUGCCAGUGAAUUUCGUAAUCUCACCCCGCAGGAUGCCAUCAGUGUGUUUGAAAUAGAGAGAGAAGCUUUCAUCUCUGUUUCGGGAGAAUGUCCACUCACCCUCGAUGAGGUGCUUAGUUUCCUGAGCCAGUGUCCUGAGCUCUCGAUGGGAUGGUUUGAAGAGGGUCAGUUGAUGGCUUUCAUCAUCGGAUCAGGCUGGGACAAAGAGAAAUUAGAACAAGAGGCUUUGACUAAACACGUCCCCAAUAGUCCAACGAUACACAUCCAUGUUCUGUCUGUGCACCGCCACUGUCGGCAGCAGGGCAAGGGCUCCAUCUUGCUUUGGAGAUAUCUGCAGUACCUGCGCUGUCUCCCGGGUCUGCGCAGGGCCCUGCUGGUCUGCGAAGAGUUCCUGGUGCCCUUCUACAGGAAAGCGGGCUUUAAGGAGAAGGGUCGUUCUGCCAUCACUGUAGGGGCUUUAACAUUUACAGAGAUGGAGCAUCAACUUGGAGGCCAAGCAUACGCACGACGAAACAGCGGGUGUUAGUUUCUAUAGCCAAAAUUUGAAAAAGGACACUAUGCUCUCAGCAGUCACGGGCUUGGAGGUUUACGAGCAAAGAACACUUACCUACCUAUGCACAUUUUAAAGGAUUGCGGCAUUUUCUGGCUACACAAACGUAACGUUAUUGUCUGGAGAAUACUGUUUGUACACAUAUCUGUUUGUGUGAUUUACUUUAUUGAAGUAAAAUAAAAUAAAAUAACUAUUAUAGUUAUUAAAAAGCUUUUGCUCAAUGUUUACAAAAUAAAAGUUCUACUACUGUACUAUGAGUGACGCAGGGAUGACGUAUUUUUGUAGGCUAAAGGGC
Misgurnus anguillicaudatus (oriental weatherfish) is the source of this 1164-nucleotide messenger RNA. RefSeq names its product arylalkylamine N-acetyltransferase 2 (gene aanat2). NCBI's taxonomy places the organism in Eukaryota, Metazoa, Chordata, Actinopteri, Cypriniformes, Cobitidae. Gene Ontology annotation, molecular function: aralkylamine N-acetyltransferase activity. Gene Ontology annotation, biological process: circadian rhythm; response to light stimulus. The record is from RefSeq and is a predicted model, not a curated record. Gene Ontology annotation, cellular component: cytoplasm.